Messenger RNA from Manis javanica (Malayan pangolin), 3053 nucleotides. It is a transcript of the gene ERRFI1, whose product is annotated as ERBB receptor feedback inhibitor 1. NCBI's taxonomy places the organism in Eukaryota, Metazoa, Chordata, Mammalia, Pholidota, Manidae. The record is from RefSeq and is a predicted model, not a curated record. Gene Ontology annotation, biological process: negative regulation of epidermal growth factor receptor signaling pathway; regulation of keratinocyte differentiation.
GCGGCCGAGUGCGAACGGGGACUGCGAUUUGGGUGUGAGCGGCGAGGCGCCUGCGCGGUGUCCGGGCCCCUGAGCCGCGGCGCUGAGCCAGCCGGGACGGACAUGCGCGGGAGGGCGCCGUGGGGCAGCCGCGGCUCCGCGGGGGAGUGAGAGCUGCUGGUUGGCUACAGAUCCCUUAGCCUCACGCGUUUGGAGACAUCCCAGAAUAAGGCACAAUGUCAACAGCCGGAGUUGCUGCUCAGGAGAUGAGAGUCCCCUUGAAAACCACAUUUCUGCAUGAUGGCCAGGCCGUGGGGAAUAUGAAGGCCUGCUGGGGCAGUCGCCGUGAGUUUGAGAAUAACUUUUUAAAUAUUGACCCAAUAACCAUGGCGUACAGUCUCAACUCUACCACUCAGGAGCACCUCACAUCUAUUGGGCGUGCUCCGAAGUCUGUUCUGGUGAAUGAUGACCUCUUUGCAGAGAGUGGUACCCCUCCAAAGUCCAGCUUGCCCCCUCUUAUUAUUCCCCCAAGUGAAAACUUGGCACAUGAAGAGGAUCAAGUUGUGUGUGGUUUUAAGAAACUCUCGGUAAAUGGUGUUUGCGCUUCUACUCCUCCACUCACACCCAUAAAGACCUCACCUCCCCUCUUCCCCGGCACAGCUGCCUGUGAGCGGGGUUCACGGCCCCUUCCACCACUGCCCAUCUCCGAAGACCUCUGCCUGGACGAGACAGACUGUGAGGUAGAAUUCCUAACUAGCUCAGAUACAGACUUCCUUUUAGAGGACUGUACACUUUCUGACUUCAAAUACGAUAUUCCUGGCAGGCGAAGCUUCCGAGGGUGCGGACAGAUCAACUAUGCAUAUUUUGAUACCCCAGCAGUUUCUGCGGCAGACCUCAACCAGGCAACUGACCUAAAUGGAGGCGUGCAGAAUUCAGACCCUCCUCCGCCUCAGACCCACCGACGACUGAGAAGGUCCCACUCGGGGCCAGCUGGGUCCUUUAACAAGCCAGCCAUAAAGAUAUCCAGCUACAUACACAGAGCUUCUCCAAACUCCGAUGAAGACAAACCUGAGGUGCCCCCCAGGGUUCCCAUACCUCCCAGGCCAGUGAAGCCAGAUUAUAGAAGGUGGUCAGCAGAAGUUACUUCUAGCACCUACAGUGAUGAAGACAGGCCUCCCAAAGUACCACCGAGAGAACCUUUAUCCCGGAGUAACUCCCGCACACCGAGUCCUAAAAGCCUGCCAUCUUACCUCAACGGGGUCAUGCCCCCAACCCAGAGCUUUGCCCCAGACCCCAAGUAUGUCAGCAGCAAAGCUCUGCAGAGACAGAACAGCGAGGGGUCUGCCAAUAAGGUUCCUUGCAUUCUGCCCAUUAUUGAAAACGGGAAGAAGGUUAGUUCAACACAUUAUUACCUACUACCUGAGAGACCACCAUACCUGGACAAAUACGAAAAGUUCUUUAGGGAAGCAGAGGAAACAAACACCAGCACCCAGGUUCAGCCAUUACCUGCCGACGGCAGUAUAGUUCCAGCCGCAGAAAAGCUGGACUCAAAAACAAAAGUGGACCUAGGUGGCCACGUGAAGCGCAAACAUCUGUUGUAUGUGGUUUCUCCAUAGACUUUGGGUUCAUGGUCCAGCGGUGGUUCCGUGGAGGAAAUGGCUUCUGCUUUGCCUAAGCGUCACAGGAAAAUGUUUCAGAUUACGGAGUAAAAUAGUUUAACUCUCUGUCUUAAAGGAAAAGGUUUAGCACAGUCAUGAGGUGCUGUGCAGAGGAGCCCUGAUUGUGUGUGUGAGAAGUCUACUCAAGUCUCUAAUUUAAAGAUGUGAUGGUGGGAGGGAUGGAUGGGGAAACCUUUACGUACACAUACGUUGUAUACCUAUAUAUACUCAUGGUAUAACCCUAGACUGUAGUUGCAGGUUAACCAAUUAGUUACUAUCUUAGAGUAAUAUAUAUUCAGAAUUAUAAAAACUCAAGCUGGAGAAUGACUCCUGAUAGACUGAAAAUUGAGCAAAUGGAAGAAAAUACAGUAUUGUUUAGAUCAGAAUCAUAAAAAGGAAAUAUUUUUGCUUAGUAAGUCUGAAGAUUUAUGGCUCUAAGGCCAGUUAUAUUUUGUUUCAUUUAUUUUUGCGAGCAGUGUUCCAUGGAGGGCAGGGUGCACAUUCUUACCAUGACUCUAUCUACCAAGUGUAAAAAUGGUCCUGAGACCCAAAUGCUUGCAGGUUUCACUUUGUUUUGUUGAGGGGAGUCAGAGCAGUUUCUUCAGCAACCAUAUUUUCACCUGUACAAUGUCCCAUCUUGACAAAUGAGAUGAUAAUAGAAUUAGUUAAGUACUUUUUCCUUAUAAUUCCUGCUUUGUUCCAGCCACUGAAAUGGCCCAUUGUAGCAUGUGCCUCACAGAAGCAGCAGGACACAGGAGGCUCAUGGGGGAAGCACCCUGUUCGCGGUGCUGAGGAUGCCAGUUCAAGCAAUGAUGAAACAGCUAUGUGAUGGAGCAAUAUUGUGUGGGGAUGGAUGUGUGUUGUGGUUUUCCGUUUGUUUUUUUUAGACUGUAUUAAUAAACAAAUACAACACAAGCUGGCCUUGUGUUGCUGGUUCCUAUUCAGUAUUUCUUGGGGAUUGUUUGCUUUUUAAGUAAAACACUUCUGACCAAUAGCACAGCAUGUCUUAACUUCAGAGGUCACGUCAGCAUCUUCCUGCUCCUCAGACCCUCACGGGCGGCUGCUUCAGAGACUCAGUGAGACACGUAGCUUGUGUUCAUCUCUUCACAUGCUUCAAUGUACUUGUCUUGUACAGAUAAGCACAAACGAGAAGGUGCUCGCUAACAGAGGAACAUUACUACAAUGUUCUCUUAACAGUUAAACAGGCUGUUUACAGUUUAAACUGCUGAAAGAUAUUUGAGCUAUUUAAAGCUUGUAUUUUAGUAUGAACUAAAUGAAGGUAAAACAUGCUUUAGAAAAAUGCACUGAUUUUCUGCAUUAUAUGUACAGUAUUGGACAAAGGAUUUUAUUCAUUUUUGUUGCAUUAUUUUGAAUAUUGUCUUUUCAUUUUAAUAAAGUUAUAAUACUUAUUUAUGA